AUCCCUGCUUGCUCUUCGUCUUCGAUGACAGAAGCACGAGCAGAAAAAAGAGAAACAGAGAAAGAAAAAACUUUCCUGCAAUCUCUCAAAAUUCGUAACUUUCAUUCCGGAAGUCCGAUUGAAAAACAGUGAAUCGAACCCAACGAGCGUUCUGAGCUUUUUCUUGCCCAAUUUGACUUCUUGGAGCUUAACUGAAGGCUAGUGAACGAAUUCUGAGACAAGAAGUUGGUAGAUUUCAGCGGCAUGAUGGGUAAUUGCUCAGGUGGAUGAAAGAUAUGCCUAGAACAGGUGACGCUACUUCAUUCAAUCCCAGGGCUCCGCAUGAUGAGGACAUGGCUAAGGUUUUGCAAGCCAUCAAGCAAAUGGCUAGCCUUGCGCUUGAGGGCACAUCCGGAAUUGAUCAGAGGCUGAAAUUUUUGAAGGUUUUCAUUAGUCUGUCACCCCCACAGUAUGCAGGAAAUCCUGAUGAACCGUUAGAAGGGGUGGAGUGGCUCGAAAGGAUAAAGCAAUGUUUUGAUGUAAGUGACGUCCCCGAAGACCUAAAAGUUGGGUUUGCCACAUACUGUCUUGUUGGAGCGGCUCACUACUGGUGGGAAUUUGUUAAAAGGAUCCGUGAUGUUAAAUCCGUCACUUGGGCAGAAUUUGAGGAGCUGUUUUUGAAUAUGUAUUUUCCUGAAACUAUAAGGAAUGCUAAAUGCGAAGAAUUUCUAAGGUUGACCCAAGGAAACAUGACCGUUGCUCAGUUCGAAUCUAAAUUCCUUCAGCUGUCACGACAUGCACCCCAUCUUGUGCGUACAGAUGAACAGAGGGCAGAAAAGUUUCUAAUGGGACUGAGGCCUUCCAUAGGAUCAAAGGUAGCUGUAAUACCGCAUGAUACUUAUCUUAAGGUGAGGGCAGCGGCUUUGUUAGUGGAAAGAUCUUUUGACAUUCUGGCAGAGCAAGAGUCGUUUGAGGGAGCUUCUAGUGCAGGGGAGAAAAGGCCAAGAAAGCAGUACAUUUGCCACCACUGUGGCGAGCCUGGUCAUAUCCGGCCAAAUUGCCCUGAAUUUCAGCCUCCUUCCCCUUCCUAUCCCUACUGAAGGCACUUAAACUCGCGUGCUUUCGGAAAGUUUUAUCAGAAUCUCAUCCUAAUAAUGGAAGGCACGAAUGGUUGCAACACCAAGUGAAUAAUGUGUGUGUAAUAGUUUGUAAGACUUUCAAUAUGUCUUGCCCUUGUUUUGGUACGGAACCGUCCUUCCGACUCUUGUUCCAUUUGAUCUUUGUGGAUAGGGAAUCUGUUUUGCAAGUGUCACUUGCUAGUAUGAUCUAUGACAAACGAUUGGAAAGUUACUCUAAA
Pyrus x bretschneideri (Chinese white pear) is the source of this 1336-nucleotide messenger RNA. RefSeq lists its product as uncharacterized. The transcript is spliced from 4 exons. Gene Ontology annotation, molecular function: zinc ion binding; nucleic acid binding. Lineage: Eukaryota; Viridiplantae; Streptophyta; Magnoliopsida; Rosales; Rosaceae. Bases 267 to 1079 code for a protein of 270 amino acids. The record is from RefSeq and is a predicted model, not a curated record.